UUUGUUGUGUAAUGUGCUGUUCCAGGUUGUGUAACGGGAUAAAUCUGUGGCUCACAGUACCGGUUCAUGAGUAACAGAGAGCUUCAUCGGACAUACUGUUUUGAAAUUAACGCUACAUAGGCGCCGGUGUUUAUAGAGGAGCUAACCUAACCCUACUCUACGGUUAAGCUUAACUCCCGGCUUCAGCGCUUUCUGCCCGGGGCCGAAUCGCGAUGGCUACCGUGGCCGAACGUGCGAUUGGGGCGAUCGUGGGAGCCGCUGUGGCCGAUGCUGCAGCCCAGCCUCUUCACUGGAUCUACAACCUACCGAAACUGGAUUCCAUCAUAGCUGAGGAAGAGUCACCAGAGUUCCGCCAGCCCUCGGCUAACCCGUACUACAGGAUAGAGACAGGACGGAACAGCUGUUAUGGGGACCAGGCUUACGUCAUGCUGGAGUCACUGGCAGAGUGUCAGGGCCUUGACAUUGCUGACCUGAAGCAGAGAACAUACCGGAUGUUUGGACCGGGAACAGACUACGACAACACUCGGAAUUCUGAGUACAGACCCCAUGGAGGUGUGAAGAAAUCCUACCCCAUCCAUGGUUCAUGGAGACAUUUCAGCAUCAAAGACUUCCUGAAAAACACAGAGGUAGGGAAGGAUGAUACAGGGUCUAAGGAAGAUGACCAGGUUGAUGGUGCAACCAAGGUUGCCCCGUUGGUUGCCUUGUAUGCGGGACAGCCCUGUAUGUUGGAGAAGGUUGAAGAUGCUCUCAGGGUAACCCAGAACUCAGACACUGCUGUGGUGGCAGGGCUCACAAUUGCCAGAAUACUGGAACAGUUCAUCCUCCAUGGGAAGAACGACAGAGUGAUAGAGACAGUGAUGGAGGACCUGAGAAAACCGGACAGGAAGAGUCCAACCGACCUGGACCAGGCAAUGGUCAGCUUCCUGAAGAAAGUACUGGACAACAGGGCCGGUCAGCACAGGAAAGUUGUCACCAAGGUCUUCUCCAACAACUGACAUUUGCCUAAGUCCCUCCAGUCCGCUGUCCAUGGUGUAGUGACUGGUGGUGACUAUGUGUCAGCUAUCCGCACCACCAUCAGGGCAGGAGGGUGUAACGCCAGCAGGUCCUCUAUCAUUGGGGCAUGCUUUGGUGCACAGGUGGGUGUUGAAGGCAUCCCUGCUGACUGGAAGGCUAAAACGUUCCGUUAUCAACGAGUGUUGGAGCUAGCCAGCCAGGUUGUCAGCUGCAGAUCUUCUCUAUUGUAACAAGGGGACAGGCGGAAAGCAGGGUGUAUGUCCAUCUUGUGGACUACUGUAUGUGCAGAAUGAUAGUUUCUGGCUGAAAUCACUGUGACUGUGAAGGCCAGAAACUGGAGAAAAGUCAGACAGUAGUCCUCCAUGGUGGCAAACACUCUCUUUCAACCAUGUCAGACCACUCCUAGCUUGGUUCAAACAUCUCAUCAAAAACAAGCAAUUUUGGCAAAUUAAUUGAUCACAGAAAUUAAUGAAAUAGUCGAAGAUACUCAAUUUUAUGUCACUGAUAAAUGGAAAGUUUUCUCAGGGGAUGUAAAGAAGAACUAUCUUCAUAGAAUAAUUUAUUUCAUAAUACAAUGUAGCAGUGGCACCAAAGUAAACAAAGAGUCAUUAUCUGCCUAGGAAGUAUAAGGA
Molecule: messenger RNA, 1646 nt
Organism: Branchiostoma floridae (Florida lancelet)
Lineage: Eukaryota; Metazoa; Chordata; Leptocardii; Amphioxiformes; Branchiostomatidae
Product: crystallin J1A-like
Exons: 8
Coding region: 213-995 (260 amino acids)
Source: RefSeq, a predicted model, not a curated record